Corylus avellana is the source of this 1666-nucleotide messenger RNA. Its product is annotated as HXXXD-type acyl-transferase family protein. The record is from RefSeq and is a predicted model, not a curated record. Lineage: Eukaryota; Viridiplantae; Streptophyta; Magnoliopsida; Fagales; Betulaceae.
CAAAAACCCUAAAGAAAAAAGGCCACUUUGCUUGGAGAAGUACUUGUACCAAACCCCAAUAGUUCAGACUUCGAAGCCAAGGAAUUUAUAUGUUUAAAAUAUACAUUUCCAUUCUCCUACUCUCCCUAUAAAAUUCUAUCCAGUCCAGCACAUACCAAAAUGGUAUUCUAUCCUUCAAUCUUCAUCUAAUUAUGGCUUUCUCUGUGAUCAGGUCACGAGGAAGCCUAGUUAGGCCAUCUGAGCAGACACCAUCUGGAACACUUGAUCUGUCAGUUAUUGAUAGAUUGCCUGUCCUGAGAUGCAAUGCUCGAACGUUGCAUGUUUUUGGACAUGGCCCUGAAGAGGCAGCAAAAGUUAUAAGACAAGGUUUGUCGAGGGCUUUGGUUCCUUACUACCCUCUUGCUGGGAGGCUGAAAGAGUCGAGCAGCCAAGGUGGUCGGCUCCAAAUCGAAUGCUCUGGAGAAGGCGUGUGGUUUGUCGAGGCUUCUGCUGAUUGUACUCUUGAUGCUGCCAAUUACUUGGACGAUGCUGUUUCCGUCCCAUCUGAUGACCUUCUGCCUGACCAUAUCCCUGAAAAUCAAGACAUAGACCCACUUGUGCAGAUGCAGGUGACACAAUUUGCAUGCGGUGGAAUCGUGAUUGGCCUCCUAUUCUGCCAUACCAUAUGUGAUGGCCUAGGAGCAGCACAAUUUCUAAACGCGGUCGGCGAGCUGGCUAAAGGGGCUGAGCAUCUGAGCACUAUACCAGUGUGGCAGAGGGACUUUUUCCCACCUCUACCGGAAGAAGCAAAGAUCAUUGCGCCGGUAAACCCGCCGCCGCCGCCGCCCCCAAUACCCAACAACAGGCUAGAGCAUGCCAACGUAGAUAUAACUCUCGAUCAAAUCAACCAGCUCAAGCAAGAAUUUCAUCAAUCAACAGGACAGAAAUGCUCUGCGUUCGAAAUUGUGGCUGCCAAAUUCUGGAGUUGCCGAACGCGAGCCAUAAACUGGAAGCAAAAUACACAACUCACGCUUGUCUUCUUCGCAAAUUGCCGGCAGCUCUUGGACCCUCCAUUGCCAAACGGUUUCUACGGCAACUGCUUCUUCCCGGUGACAAUCAAAGCCUGGAGUGAUUCCCUCGCCGGUGCAUCAAUCAGCGACGUUGUGGGAAUGAUCCAAGAAGCAAAGGCUACGCUUCCCACUGCGUUUGCCAAGUACAUCAAGGCAGUGAAGGGUGAGUCAGUCGAGAAGGAGGACGGAGACGACCCAUUUGCACCGCCGACGGCUUACACCACUCUAUUCAUUUCGGAGUGGGGACGGCUGGGAUUCAACCAAGUGGACUACGGAUGGGGCCCACCGGUCCACAUCGUUCCAAUACAAGGGUCAAGCACGAUACCUGUGGGCAUAAUGGGAUCCUUGCCUUCGCCCAACAAAGGAGUGCGGUUGAUGACGUGGUGCGUGGAGGAGCCCCAUCGCCAACAUUUCCUCGAUCAAAUGAUGGCUGCAGGCUGCAGUAAGUGAUCUGUAACAUUAAAUAUUCUCAAAAAAACAUAUCCAAAAGAACGUGGAGGGGAUAAUUAUUGUCAUAUUUUGGGUUGUUAUUAAUUGCAUUACUCUUUAGGUUGUACUUUGUUUUAUUGAAUAUGUUGUGUUCACGAGUGAAAAGCAAUAAAAUUUACAUAUUCUUG